Messenger RNA from Penicillium canescens, 1089 nucleotides. Its product is annotated as AIM24 family protein. The transcript is spliced from 5 exons. NCBI's taxonomy places the organism in Eukaryota, Fungi, Ascomycota, Eurotiomycetes, Eurotiales, Aspergillaceae. Bases 1 to 1089 code for a protein of 362 amino acids. The record is from RefSeq and is a predicted model, not a curated record.
AUGUCGCAACCAAACCAAUUUGCUCCUCCCCCAAUGUCGGCCCCGGCACAUGUGACAACAUUCCAACAGUCUCAACAACAACACCCCGGUUACGCACCCCCAAACUUCAGCUAUCCGCCACCGCCAAAACAAGGAACUCCUUCAAAUGGAGGAUAUCCACUCCCGCCAUCUUCUAUUAGUCCACCUAGCACAAGUCCGCCACUGGUCCAAACGGGAAUUUCGCAAACAUAUCCUCCCCCUCCCUCAGGUACCCCACCCGCAUUCAGCCCACCACAUAGUGACUUCCCUAAUCAAAAUGGGUUGGGCCGACUUUCGAUAUCAUCUCAAUCCCACCCAAGGGGGAUGACGGAAAAGGUCCCGGGAGGCGCACCUCCGCCUGGGGAGUUCAUGGGAGCUAAAGCAACCUACGAGGACGACGUUGGAACCUUCAACGGAGGCAGUUACAGAAUCAGCCACCGGGAUUCCAACUCUCUUUUGACAUUACAGCUCGCCAUGGGUUGUCCUCUUACUGCAAGACCAGGUGUGAUGAUUGCCAUGUCCACUACCAUGACACUGAGGGGAUCUAUCUCAAUUGGGUGGAAAAAGCUAAUUGCAGGUGGUGAGAUGUCCAUGUCGAAGUACACUGGACCGGGCGAGCUUCUCCUUGCUCCCUCUGUACUUGGUGACCUCAUUGUCCUUCGGUUGGACGGCACGACAAAGUGGAAGAUUGGUAGAGAUGCUUUUGUCGCUUGUACCAGUGGUGUUGAUCAUGAGUAUAAAGCCCAAAGUCUCUCAAAGGCUAUCUUCUCCGGUGAAGGGCUUUUCAUCUACAAGAUUGAGGGAACCGGUCUUCUUUGGCUGCAGAGUUUCGGGGCCAUCAUCAAAAAGGAUCUUGUGGAAGGAGAGAAAUACUACAUCGACAAUGGUCACCUUGUUGCAUGGAACUGUAAUUAUAAGAUCGAGCGUGUCGCUUCUGGUGGUAUCAUCUCCGGUUAUGGUUCUGGUGAGGGUCUUGCCUGCAAGUUUGAAGGACCUGGAACUGUUUAUCUCCAAACAAGAAACUUGAACGCCUUUGCUACCCAGAUGAAGAUCAGUACCGCCAGUGGCUGA